Molecule: messenger RNA, 1043 nt
Organism: Nymphaea colorata (pocket water lily)
Lineage: Eukaryota; Viridiplantae; Streptophyta; Magnoliopsida; Nymphaeales; Nymphaeaceae
Product: embryonic protein DC-8-like
Exons: 3
Coding region: 51-1043 (330 amino acids)
Source: RefSeq, a predicted model, not a curated record
UAUGGGAGAGUGAUCGGUGGGGAGAGCUCAUCGAAUAGAAGGAUACGAUCAUGGCGUCUAUGCAAGAGCAAAGAGAGAGAGAAGCAGCUGAAGCAGAGAGACAAGCCGCAGACAAGGUAGACAGGAGUGUUGAUGCCCAUGAGGGGGAAGGAGAGGAACAGCAGAGGCGGCCUGGUAUCAUGGGGACCAUCCAGGAGGGCACUGCCUCCUUUCUAAAGAAAGUCACAGGCAAGGCCCAAGAAACUGGAGAGAAGGCCAGGGAGACGAAGGAUGCUGCUGUCGAGAAAGCUGGGGAGUACAAGGAUUCUGCCUCUCAGAGGGCCAAAGAAACCAAAGACUCUGCCAUGGAGAAGGUUCGAGAUACCAAAGAUUCAACUGCAGAGAAGUUAGGCGAGACGAAGGAUGCUGCAGGAGAGAAGGCUUCCCAAGCCAAGGAUGCCGCAGCAGGCACGAUGCAGGACUACAAAGAACAGGCGGGAAAGGCGAAAGAUGCUGCUGCAGAGAAGGCUCGAGGGUACAAGGACACGCCCGCAGAGAAGGCUCGAGAGUAUAAGGACAGUGCUACGCAAAAGGAUCGAAUGUAUGAGGACUUAGUUGCAGAUGCCGCAGCACCUACUAAGGUUGCUGGUGCGGGUGACAAAGAAAAGGCUAAGCAGAGAAGUUCAGAGGCAACUGAAUCUGCCAAGGAGAGAACAAAGGAGACGGAGGAGAGCGCGAAGAAGAGAAUGGAGGAACUCAAGUUGAAGGAGAGGGAAACGAAGGAAGAGAGGGGACGCAAGGCAGAAGAGACUAAAGCUGCUGCUCAAGAGAAGUCUGACGAAGCGAAAGGGUCGAUAUUCAACAAGAUCGGAGGGGUGGCAGAGGCUAUUAGGGAGAAGAUAUCAGGUGUGCAGGAGGAGGCGGAGAGGAGGCAAGAAGAAGAUGAGGCCCUGACUGCAACAACAGAGGGAGAGGAGGCGGUGUUGGCUGCUCAAAUGGAAGACCCUUACAGGGCGAAGAGUGAUGAUGUUGGCGUGGUUGGGUGUGGAGCGGAGGGAAUAUAA